AUGCCCUCUAGCAAUCACAGUGUGGUGCCCAAAAAUUACCAGCACAUCAUGGCCUUGGUAUUUGCAGUACUGGAGAUAAAUGAAAACCCUCAGCUAUUACCAAAUGUCACCUUGGGCGUCUGCAUCUAUGACAGCUAUUUCAAUGCUCAGAGGACUUAUCAUGCUACUAUACUACUUACCUCCACAUUAGAGGUAUUUGUCCCUAACUACUUAUGUGACACCCAAAAACAGUUGAUAGCAGUCAUUGGAGGACUGGAUUCGGAUAUCUCUCUUCAUGUGGCCACUGUAUUGGAUAUCUACAAAAUUCCACAGCUAACAUUCAGUCCUGCACCAGUGAUGAAUGAUAAAACCCCAGGACUUUCCUUCUACCAGAUGGUCCCCCAGGAAGCCCUUCAUGCUGGGGACAAGAUUUCUUUUGAUGAAAGUGGAAAAGUGAUAGCUGCAUUUGAUGUUAUAAACUUGAUUGUUUUGUCCAACCAAUCCUUCCAUAAAGUAAAAGUUGGUAGGCUUGAUCCUCAGGCUCUUCCAAGCCAAGUGUUGACCAUCAACGACAAGGUCAUAAGGUGGAACAGCUUGUUUAACCAGGCACAACCUUUAUCCGUAUGCACUGAGAGUUGUUAUCCAGGUCAUAGCAAGAAAGUGAAGGAGGGGGAGCCAUUUUGCUGCUAUGAUUGCAUUCCAUGUCCAGAAAGGAAGAUUUCAACUCAGAAGGAUAUGCAUGACUGUUUUGACUGCAUGGACACAACCUAUCCAAACAUCAAGCAUGAUUUUUGCAUACCCAAAGCUAGAAUAUUCUUAUCUUAUAAAGAACCUCUGGGGAUCAGCUUAAGCCUCUUUGCACUUUCCUUUGCACUGAUAACAGCUCUGGUGCUGGGAAUAAUUCUGAAGCACCACAACACUCCCAUCAUCAAAGCCAACAACCAGAACCUCACAUACAUUCUCCUGAUUUCCCUUCUGCUUUGCUUCAUUUCUGCAUUGCUUUUCAUUGGCCAUCCUGAACCGGCGACAUGUCUUCUCCGACAAACUGCAUUCAGCAUCAUCUUCUCAGUGGCUGUUUCUUCUGUGCUGGCAAAAACUAUCAUGGUGGUUCUGGCAUUUAUGGCCACAAAGCCAGGAAGCAGGAUGAGAAAAUGGGUGGGGAAAAGCCUGGCCAACUCCAUUGUUGCAUCCUGUUCCCUCAUACAAGCAGGCAUUUGCAGUGUGUGGCUGGCAACCUCUGCCCCAUUCCCAGAUGUGGACAUGCACUCAGUGACUACAGAAAUCAUACUAGAAUGUAAUGAGGGAUCUGUGAUUUUAUUUUCUUGUGUCUUGGGCCAUCUUGGCUUCUUGGCUAUUGUUAGUUUCAUUGUGGCUUUCUUUGCUCGGAAGUUACCGGACAGUUUCAAUGAAGCCAAGUUCAUCACUUUCAGCAUGUUGGUCUUCUGCAGUGUGUGGCUAUCCUUCAUUCCAGCUUAUCUGAGCUCCAAGGGCAAAUACAUGGUAGCUGUGGAGGUUUUUUCUAUUUUAGCUUCCAAUUCUGGGUUGCUGGGUUGCAUCUUUGCACCCAAAUGUUAUAUCAUUUUGUUGAGGCCUGAGCUAAACAACAGGGGACAGCUAGUAAGAAGAUAA
Molecule: messenger RNA, 1608 nt
Organism: Podarcis muralis (Common wall lizard)
Lineage: Eukaryota; Metazoa; Chordata; Lepidosauria; Squamata; Lacertidae
Source: RefSeq, a predicted model, not a curated record